AUGCUAUUAAAUGCGUUUGAGAGAUCCGCCUGGAGAAUCGUGGCGUCACUGUGCGUGCUCAUGUAUGAUCUGGCGGCGUGGAUUAUCGCCUCGCUACCUCCCUGGACGGCGACGCAGUACUGGAGUGGGAGGAAAUGGGCUCGUGCCGCUUCUGCUAGUGAGGAAAGUGCCGAUUUUGCCGCGAGGCGUAGGACACACUCUCCUACGGCUAUUGGCCGAGUCCCUCCCUCUGGCUUGGCGAGAGCGAUUAGGCGGGAGGACGUGAGCAGAGAGCACACCUCUUCGGGGAGUUUCCCUUGGAGUAUUGUGUUGACGAAGGCGUGGAGGUGGGUGGUAACGGCUGCGUUGGCGAUAGCUGCAUCUCUGAGGUGUUCGAACGUCAUCCCCGACGGCCCUCCCCCCACUCCGUUUUCGCAGCGGCAUAGGAUUUUCACGAAUGCAGCUGAGGUGAUGGUCACCACGUGGGCCUCGUCCGUUGGUGUCCAGUCAAUGUGUCCGGGUGGCGUGGUUUGUACGGAUGCGGCUCGGGCGGGUGUUGCAACAUUCACUCGACUCUCCACUACUGGAGCAGCUUCCCCACCAUCCCCACCACUUCCUUCCGUGGUUGAUUCAGCGGCUGGCUGGGCAAUAAAGCCCGCCUCGCUGCCCGUUGGAAGCCGUUCUCCCGUCCUCGGCCACGCCCCGCAGCUCGCUGCCGCCCGCCUCUGCCCCCACGUAAUGCACGUGGCGGUUGGUGGCGGUUCCCCUGUGCCGUAUUCGCCGCGGCCGUUUGGCGUGGCGUUAGCUGCGCUUGCCUCGCCGAUUCGGUCGGCGCCGGUUGCCCCUGUUGCGGCAAUGUCUGUCGCGGGUUCUCCUGCACACGCGUGCUCCACGGUAGUCGACUCUGGACGAGAGUCGGCGGGUGUGGCCGUCCAACCGCGCGUAGUGGCGCCGGCGCCUGAGCCUGCCUUCGUUCUGGCGCCUGCGGCUGACGUGGCGCCUCUCCCUGCUCCUGGCGCGGCGCCCUCUCCCGCGCUUCACCUUCCGGUGUUGCCGUCGCCUGCUGAGACGGCGGCUGUUGCUGGGGUGGCACCUACGUCUGGCUUGGCGCCGCCUCCUGCGCCUGAGGCGCUGCCUGUGGUGUCUCCUGCUGCAUCCUCUGAUGCACCGGGCGGGAAGUCUGCCCCUCCGCUCCCCGCGGCUUCCGCGUCUGCCCAUGCCCUUCCUCCGGCUGUGCAGCAGCGUAACUCCCGUCCUCAUUCGCACUCCCCCCAAGAUGAGCGGGAUGUGUCUCGUCGGUGGCGUGAUUCCCCUCGCCGACGGCAGCCGCCGGCGGACUGGCAUAUGCGCCAGGGUGGUUGGAGGGGGGGUCGCGGUCACGGGCGUGGCGGGUGGCUGGACGCGCCAGCAACAAUCGCGGACGUGCGGCAGAUUGUGACUGAGGCGUUUCGCGACGGUCAGGCCGGCCCGGCGAGUCUGAACAGCUCGCGACGUGCGGCUCCAACGCCGUCUGCUCCCUUUCCGGUUGCUCCCCCCGUGGUUGCUCCGACGCCCGCGGUGUCCCUGCCGACUCCCUCGGCCCCUGCUCGUGGUGGUGGGGCUGGACUUCCUCGCCUACAGCUCCCUUCCCUGGCGGAGGAGCUCCUUCCCCCGCGCGCCGAGGUUCCGGUGGCGACGCUUGGCCAGUUAUGGAGGCUCUCGGAGAGCCUCCGUGCCCUCCUGCUUGUGCAGUCCCUGGCGCACGGGUCUCUUCCGCCUGUUCCAGCGGAAUCUCUGCUUGACGGUCCGCGGGACGACUGUCUUGACGCGGCCGACCAGAUUGCCCUCCUCCUAGCGCCUGUGUUGGCCGCGCCCGUGCGGGGAGGCGUUGGGGCUGUGGGGCAACUGGACGCGGCUGUGCGGGACUUAUGGAGGUACCUGCGGGCAGGUUCCGGAGCCGACGCGAUUGGCGCCGCCACUCUGGUGGUCCGCUCGGUGUGGCUGACGAUCGUACCCCCUCUACCCCCCCACCUGUCUUUCUCCCGCUGCCCACCCCCACUCUGCCCCCCACCUCUCUACGAGCCGUGCACACCCUUCCAGUCGCCUUUCCCCCCUCACCUGUACCCGGCGUGGGCAACACCCCAGCAUCCCUUCCCCCCUGUCCUCCCAGCGCUCCACCCGUCCCUCCCCGGCACCAGACAGUUUCUCCCAUCGGCAGCCAACCCCUACACCCCCUGCACCUGCCCCCUGUGCCUUCUACCCCCCUCCCCCGACCCACGCCAGUCACCCCCUCUCUUAAUAUCCUCCAUCUACACUCCCCCUUGGGGGCCGCCUCUCCCCUAUUAUCACCUAUCUCCGUUUCCCCCACCCCCUCUGUCCUUUGUGCUCCAGCCCCCCACUUCCUUUUCCUUGUCCCACAGCGCCUCCUUCAGGUGCCCUCUCUGUCCUCCCACUUUCACACCACCCGCCCCUCAACCCCUUCAUCACCCUCCACAAGGCUCACGCCAGCCCGACCACUCGCUCCCCCACCAACUACCCUUCGCCCCUCCCCUUCGGCCCUCCCCCUUUCCCUCCCUCCUAGGCCCUACCUGCCCACCCUCACCUCCCGUUGACUUCUGUCCCGGCCCCCCCCCUUCUGCUGCAACACCCUUCUCCACACCCUGCUCACCCCCCGCUACACCACCUCCCCUUCCCCACCUCCCCUGCACCCUGCCACCACCUCCCCUCCUUUCUGUCCUCCAGCCCGUCCCCCCCUUGUUCCUGCCCCUUGUGCCUUCCAGCCCCUCUUCCCAACCCCCCCCAGUAUCCCCCUUCUCCAGUACCCUCCAUAUUCCCUCCCCCCUGGGGCUCGCCCCUUCGCUACUAUCACCUUUCCCUGGCCCCCCAAUCCCCUCCGUCCCCUGUUUUCUAGUCCCCUCUUACCACAGCUCCUCCUUUCGGUGCCCUCUCCGCUCUCCCACAUUCUCACCCCCCGCCCCCCAACCUCCUCACUACCCACUACCAGGCUCACGCCAGUUCUACCACCCUCCCCCUCCCCCUCUGUACCCCCCCCUUCCUUCCCCCCUUGCUCCACCUGACCAUCCCCACCUCCCGUCGAAUUCUGCCCCGCCUCUCCUCACUUCGGCCCCACCACCCGGCUCACCCCUCGCUACAUCACCCCUGUCUGCCCCCUUUUACCCUUUCUUGAUCCCACCACGCACCCCUGUCCCCACCCUCUUCCCUUCGUUUUCCAAGCUACCCCCUCCCACCCUGGCCUCUGCCAGGGAGUUUCUACCCCCUUUGACGCCCUUUCCAGCCAAUUCCAGCCACCCACAUCGUCACCACCAGGCAUGCCGUAUCUAUGAUACCGGGGGCACCCGUGCAGGCUCUGUGGAGAGGUCCUCUAACCCACCCACUACCUCCCACUCCCAGGCCAAAAAACAAAUGGAAACACCAAAUCCCGCCCGCACACCCAAGCACACAGAAGUGGGGGAAGGCAGAGCCGGUGGGGAAUCUGCAACAAACGCUACAUGGAAAGGGGUGAGGGAGGCUAUGGGGGAAAGGGCAGCAGAGGCCACACGGGAAGGGCCAGCAGAGGCUGCGGAGGAAGGGGCAGCAAAGGCUGCAGGGGAAGGGGCAGCAGGGGAUGCACGGGAAGGGGCAGCAGAGGCUGCAGGGGAAGGGGCCGCAGGGGCGGCAUGGGAAGGGGCAGCAGAGGCUGCAGGGAAAGGGGCAGGAGGGGUUGCACGGGAAGGGGCAGCAGAGGCUGCAGAGGAAAGGGUGGCAGGGGCGGCCGAAUACAGCACCAGAGUAGCAGGGGGGGCUGCAGAGACCACAGCAAGUGAGGCUGCAGAGACAGCUGCAGGGGAGGCUGUAGAGACCGCAACAGGCGAGACUGCAGGGACCACAUCGGGCGAGGCUGCAGGGACUGCAGCAGGUGGGGCUGCAGGGACCACAGCAGGCGAGGCUGCAGGGUUAGCAGCUGGUGAGACUGCAGGGACCGCAGCAGGAGAGAAUGCAGAGACCGCAGCAGGUGGGGCGACAGGGACCACAGCAGGUGAGACCGCAGGGACUGCAGCAGGGGAGGCUGCAGAGGAAGGGGCGGCGGAGGCCGCAGAGGAAGGGGCAGCAGAGGCUGCAGAGGAAGGGACAGCUGAGGCGGCAGAGGAAGGGGUAGCAGGGGCUGCAGAGGAAGGGGCAGCAGAGGCUGGAGAGGAAGGGGCAGCAGGGGCUGCAGAGGAAGGGGCAGCAGAGGCUGCAGAGGAAGGGGCAGCAGGGGCUGCAGAGGAAGGAGCAGCAGAGGCUGCAAGGGAAGAGGCAGCAGAGGCCGCAGGGGAAGAGGCAGCAGAGGCUGCAGAGGAAGGGGCAGCAGAGGCUGUAGGGGAAGAGGCAGCAGAGGCUGCAGGGGAAGAAGCAGCAGGGGCUGCAGGGGAAGGGGCAGCAGAGGCUGCAGGGGUAGGGGCAGCAGAGGCUACAGGGGAAGGGGCAGCAGAGGCUGCAGGGAUAGAGGCAGUUGAGGCCUCGGCAGAGGUGGCAGAGGCCCCAGCAGGGGCGACAGUGGCCCCAGCAAGGGCGGCAGAAGACCAAGCAGGGGCGGUAGAGGCCCCAGAAGGGGCGGCGGAGGCUCCUGCAGGGGUGGCGGAAACCACAUCUGGAGCGGCAAGUGGGGGAAUGGGUGCUGCCAGUGAAGUGCCAGCAGUAGGUCCGGACGCGGUGGAACAAGGGACAAUGGGGACAGGAGAGAAGGGAACGGGUCAGUCCAAAGGAGAAGUAGACGAGGUGGUUAUGACCCUUUCGGGGGGGGACGGGAUAGGGGACCUGAUGCUCAUCGAUGGCCCUCUGGCCCACUACCUCACCCUCACGGACGGGGACGACAGAGACCCCUCGCUGCCCCAUGGGGAGGCCUCCCCCACUCCCCCACUCCCAAACCCCAUGCCAGCAGGUGGACCAAGGGAGGAACCAGAGGAGACAACGAGGACGAGGUUUUCGGAGGGCGCCCCCAUCCACCUUUACCCCUCAGCCCACCCUCCCCCAGGAACAUCCCCCCCACGCCCCCACCCCGGCAGGCACUCCCAUGCGAUAGGCGGGGCAGCCAAGGCCAGGGCUUUCUUAGAGGAGCCCUGCUCCCCGACCCCGGACACCCAGCCCCUACCUCCCCCCCCACCAGGCCCCCCCCCUCCCACAGCGGUACACAUCUCUGAGGUGUUGGGUCCAACCCCAUACUCCCACUCCACGCUCUCCACACCUCUGUUCCGCCACCCCUCCCAUCACCUCCCCCAGGCCGCCCUUCGCUCCCCACCCACAAACCCCCUCUUUGGCCCCCUUCCCCACGAGGGGCCCCGUCGGACAGCCAUUGCCCCCCCCGCACAGUCCACCCGGCCGGCCCCCACGGAGGGAGAUGCCAUGGAGAGGGAGGAGAUGCGAAUGGAGCUCCCCCCACCUGGCCAACCACCCACGCUCCCCCCACUCACUCCCACGGCCCCUCAGCCCCCCCUUCCCACACCAGCAGGCACGGACAACCAAAACCAGGUUGGCCGCCGACGGAAGAAGGGAGGCAAAGGCGGCAAGGGGUCAGCUCACCUACUCCCCCCUCCCUCCCUUCCCCCCCAGGCGCCCCUCCUCACCUCACAUCCCGCUGAACCCGCACCAGGCCUUACCCCUAUGGGCCAACCAACACACACACACCCCCCUCCCGUUCCUGCCCCUCCGCAGGGCCAUGGGAGCGUUCCAGCCCACGCACCCUCGGGCUGCCCCCCCCCUCCUCUAAACCCCCCCCAGGUGGCGGCAGCAGCGUACGUCAUCGGGAUGGGGGCCGAUGAGAGGAGGGAUGCGCCAAUGGCAUACGCUACCGACUCCUCUUCCCAUACCUCCCACCCCAUUCGGGUCGGUGGCCCCUUUCCGCAACCCAUGGACUCUGGAGAGAGCCAAGGGGGCUCUCGAGAGCAGGGACCAUACCCGAGCUCUGCUCAGCCAGCACGCCCCACCCCACCCCCUACCCUGCCGGCCCUUCUCCCCUUGCCAGCAGGCAGGCAGGCUACCGAGACCCCACAGGAGGUGAGGGCCGCCAUCUCAGACUUGCUGGCGAUACAGAGCCCCAGCAGCCCCCCGGACGCCCCCACCCUACCAGUCCCACAGGUCCGGACCCGGACGUAUGCGGAGGCCACUCGCUCUGUCCCUUCUUUUACCCCCCCCACUACUCAGCUGGGCUCGUCACUCCCGUGCCCGAUGGAGACGGACCUGGUUCCGAGGCCGUGUCACCCGCACCCAGAUGUGUUGGCGCCUCCCCCUGUGCAGCCUGUCACCGAUGCACUUCCCGUUGUACAGGAGGGCACCAACACCGGGCUCGAGGCCUCCGCUCCCGCCGAUACCCCUUCGCCUGGAGUAGCAGAGCCGCCACGCGGACCCCACCCCGCCGAGGGAGAGGAGCACACCAUGGCACGCUCUUUUGGCUCACCUCCACAUCCUCGCUCUUUGACUACAAGGCCAGUACGGCCGGGGGACCCGACCCCCUCCAGUGUGGCACCAUCUCCACCUCUGCCGACACCCCUCCUGCACGAGGUCGGUGAGUCUUCUCCUACCCUCCUCCUAGGCGAUCCUCUUGGAGCUCGGGCCGACCAUAGGGUCCCUUGUACGGCCAGUUCCGACGCCACAGCCCCGAUCGACCCCGCCGACACGGCGACGUCGCCUGACCAGAUCUUCACUGACGCACAGUGGCAGACGCUCGACUCGGUGGACUGGACGGAGUACUUCUCGCCUGAGCGCAUCCAUGCACGCCCUCUCCGGCGUGUCCCGGAGAGGGUCCGCGGAGGAUAUCUCGACGUCCUCAGUGCGAUCCUAGCCCGCAUUGCCCAGGACCCGGAGGCUGCUGGCCCUACCUUCCUUCUUGCUGCAGCGCCCACCCUUUUCCUUGCUCCAGCGACGCCACCCGACCGCUCACACACGGUGGUCAUUGCAACGCGUAUCUCCCGCUUUGGUCGAGGUGAGUGGGAUGAGCUACUCUCGGAUGCACUAGGCCGUCGCACACCCCUCCCUCGGCGCACAGGUCACCGCUCACGCACCGCCACCGAUCCCUCCACAGCAGAUGAGCGCCGCAUUGCACGUUGCCUUCGUCUGGCAGCGUGCAAUGAGACCUCACGGGCCUGCGCGGCUCUCGAGUCCGCGGAGGCGGCCCCAGAUACACAGGGGACGAUACAGCGCCUACGGUCGAAGCACCCCACUGCAGAGAGGCCGACACCAGCUUGGCUCUCGGGUUUCCAGGGGUCUGCUCUGGUGCUCUCGAGCUUCGCUUCAGGUGAGCCAGCGCAGAUCGACCGAGCUAUGCAGACGGCGCUAGAGGGCCUCCCUCCGGACGUUCUCUCCCUCCUUCCCUCCUGGCCCUCUUGUGCUUCCGCCUCCCCCGAUUCCCUUUUUGCAGGAGCGAGCCGCCUUCUGGAGGCGCAUGCUUUGGAGGCCGGACAGCCGGUGGUGGGAGAGGGGACACGGGCUGGGGGGCCGCUGGAGCAGAGGGGCGAGGUGGGACAGCUGGGUAGUGGGGGACGGUGGGGACAGCAUCAACUGCGGGGUCGGGUGGCGAGAGGAGCAGGUGGGCAGAGGGGACAGCAGGGGGAGCAGACAGGCCGGGACGGGGAGGGGGGACAGCAGAGGCAGCAGCAGGGGAGCCAACGGAGACCGCAGGCUCAGGGCGCCGCGCCUCCGGGUUUAGGCUCGGGGGUGGGGCAGGGGCGGGAGAAGCAAGGAGCGGACGGAGGUACAGGGGGGGCAGCAGGAUCGGGAGGAGAGGACCAGGGAGCGAGAGAGGCAGCAGGGUAUCGAGCAGGGGGGUUGGGAGGGUUGGGGGAGGGUAGGGAAGGGGAGGGGAGAGGACAGGUGGGUGGAGGAGAGGACAGGGGGAGAGAAACGACUAGAGAGGGGGCACCGAGGGACCAGACAGGGCAGCAGCCAGCCCAGCAGCAGGGACCAGCCGGACGCACAGGCCGUGUAGGCACCACCUCCUCCUCCCGCAUCCCAGACCUUACCUGCCGCGACGUCGGGCAGACUAUGAUGGUUCUUGUGGAUGUCUCUAUAGCGGAUCCACAACGGGAGGGGAACGUGCAGCUGAGACGGGCGACCCCCACACAGAUUGGAGUGGCAGCAGCUAGGCGGGUGCAGGAGAAGCUGCGUCACUGGGGGCCGCACCUAGAGGGGCUACAGCCAGCACCACACUUUUACGCGUGCGUGGCUGAGACCUUUGGCCUUUUGAGUGAGCCGCUGCGUCAGUUUCUAGGGGUCUGCGCAAAGAGGAUAGCACAGCGAAGGAGGGAUAGGGGAGGGGGGGAUGACGGAUCGGCACGGAUAUUUGAGGCAAGAAUCACUACACGCCUCUCCGUGGCAUUGCAGCGCGCGCAGGCUCAAUGCAUCAUCCAGCAUGCAGUGCGGCAGUUGGGGGGUUCCGACGACGGGUGGAUGCCCGCACCAGUCCCACUGAGUGCGGGGCAAGGUACAUGGCACCACGUCACAGGUCACACCCCCUGCCCCCUCAUGCCAUCUGCUCCCUUUGCCCCUAACCUCCGCGCGCCCGCCCCCUCGCCGCCUCCUUUGACCCUCCCUGCCCCCCUCGCCGUUUCCCACCACCCGCCAUCCGUUCCUCCCCGCCCGUGCCCUCCCCUCGUUUACCUUCUCCUCCCCCCUCCCCUCCUCCGCUGCACGCAUCUUCCUUCCCCUCGCCAACCUACUCCGCUCCCUGCCCCUCCUCAAUCUGCACCCUGCCCCUCAUUUCUCGCCCCCCUGCGCUUGCUUUCUCCCCUCCCUGCCCCUCGCUGCCUUUCUCCGCUCCCCUCCUCCCCCCUCUCCCCGCUUCCCCACUCUCCCCCCCUUGUCCUUGGCUUCCCACCUCCCUGCCCCAUGUUUCCCCCCUCUGUGUGCUCAGCCUCUCCCCUCCCUGCCUCUCCCUCCUCCCCGCCCUGCCUUCUCCUUGCCCCUCCUCAAUCUGCACCUUGCCCCCCUCUCCCUGCCCCUCCUCAAUCUGCACCCUGCCCCUCAUUUCUCGCCCCCCUGCGCUUGCUUUCUCCCCUCCCUGCCCCUCGCUGCCUUUCUCCGCUCCCCUCUUCCCCCCUCUCCCCGCUUCCCCACUCUCCCCCCCUUGUCCUUGGCUUCCCACCUCCCUGCCCCAUGUUUCCCCCCUCUGUGUGCUCAGCCUCUCCCCUCCCUGCCUCUCCCUCCUCCCCGCCCUACCUUCUCCUCCCCCCUCCCCUCCUCCGCUGCACGCGUCUUCCUUCCCCUCGCCAACCUACUCCGCUCCCUGCCCCUCCUCAAUCUGCACCCUGCCCCUCAUUUCUCGCCCCCCUGCGCUUGCUUUCUCCCCUCCCUGCCCCUCGCUGCCUUUCUCCGCUCCCCUCCUCCCCCCUCUCCCCGCUUCCCCACUCUCCCCCCCUUGUCCUUGGCUUCCCACCUCCCUGCCCCAUGUUUCCCCCCUCUGUGUGCUCAGCCUCUCCCCUCCCUGCCUCUCCCUCCUCCCCGCCCUGCCCCUCGUUUUCCGCUCCCCCGCGCCCGGUUUCUCCCCUCCCUGCACCUCCCUUUAUUUCUCCAUGCCUCUCCCUUGCUCCCUCCCUGCCCCUGGCCGCCCAUGGCCCCUGUCCUUGGUUUCUCCCCUCCCUGCCCCACGUUUCUUCCCUCCCUGACCUCACCUUGUACCCUCUCUGCCCCUCCUUUGUUUUCACCGCACCCAUCGCUUCUCCCCUCCCUGCCCUUGAUUUCCCGCACCCCUGCCCUUGUUUCCUACCAUCCACGCCCCCCGUUUCCGCCCUUUGUACGUUCAGCCUCUUCCCUCCCUGA
Molecule: messenger RNA, 9747 nt
Organism: Closterium sp. Naga37s-1
Lineage: Eukaryota; Viridiplantae; Streptophyta; Zygnematophyceae; Desmidiales; Closteriaceae
Source: the annotation of a GenBank genome assembly